AUGGAGGAGGAGCAUGUUUAUGAAGGAGAAUUCAAUAAUAAUCGUAAACAUGGUCAAGGUUGGGAAGUUUUUCCAUCUAAAUCGAGUUAUAAAGGACUUUAUGUUAAUGGCAAACCAGAAGGCCAAGGAAAGUUUACAUGGGCUAAUGGCGAAUAUUAUGAAGGAGAAUGGUUCAACGGUAAUAAACAUGGAUGCGGAACUUGGAUGGGUUUAAAGGGUGAUAUGUAUGCUGGAUAAUGGGUUGAUGGUAAACCUAAUGGUAAAGGUUAACACAAAUGGAUUAAUGGAGAUCAAUAUAAAGGAGAGUUUAAAGAUAGUUUGAAGCAUGGUUAUGGAGAAGAACUAUUUGCAAAUGGAGAUAGAUAUGUAGGAAUGUAUUAAAAUGGAAAGCCUGAAGGAGUUGGAGAAUACUUUUAUUCUAGUGGUGCUUAUUUUCAUGGAAAAUUUUAAAAUGGUCUUAAAACUGGUUAUGGAGAAUAUAGAUGUUCAACAUACUCUUACAAAGGAUACUAUGUUAAUGACAAAAAACAUGGAGAAGGUGAGUUAAUUUAUUCAGAUGGAACCAGAAAAAAGGGAAAAUUCUUUAACGAUUUCUAUGAAAAGACAGUUCCAAGAUAAUCCAGCGUUCCAAGCAAUACUUAGCCUAAUAAUACUCCACCUAAAACUCAUAAAGAAUUGAUGAAGGCUUGUCUAAAACCUCCUUCAUACUUAUCGUCCACAAAACCUAACCCAAAAAAAUAAUAGGCCUCUCCUCUGAAUAAAACAGUUAUCGUCUAAAGAAAUCGUCUUGAUUUUAAUUAUUCAGAAAGACCACAGAGAAAUCUGUAAUUAUAAUCUGAUAGGCAAAAUUCAAAAAGAGAAUUUUAAGAAAGAGAUAUUAAUCUUAAACAAUAAGAUAAACAUAUUUUGUAAAAAAAAACUUCUAAUAAUGUACAAAGUAAUAAAUCUUCACCAAAAAACUAAUAAACAAUCUACAAGCAACCAAAUCGAAGGCCAAAGGAAUAAUAAUUUAGAUUUGAUACAACUAAAAUAAAUUUCAUUACAAAAACAGGAUUAAAAGGAAAAUAAAGCUUUAAAUAUAGAAGUUACUCUAAAUAUGAAUGA
Messenger RNA from Paramecium octaurelia, 1104 nucleotides. The record is from the annotation of a GenBank genome assembly. Lineage: Eukaryota; Ciliophora; Oligohymenophorea; Peniculida; Parameciidae.